AUGAUGCUAGCCAAGCUCACCGUUUACUCCGCUUUUAUUGGGGCACUGUUAAUUCAGGCGGCGCCGUCCGCCUUGCAGGUAUCGCUCGCUACGCCCAACCAAGCCAACAAGUUCCAUGGUCCUCAGAGCGGCGAUUACGAAAUUCUCAAUGUCAAACUGGGCACAACGGCAAGGUCAUUCAUGCCCAGCGUUCCGCUUUAUGUGCCAGAGAAAGUCUAUAAGCAUGAUCCUGACCCGGGUCCAUACGCUCAGUGGACUGUCCAUCGAAUGGGCGACAAUCGAUAUGUUAUUCAGAACAAGCAACAGAACUUGCCAACCGCCGUCAACGAGAAUAAUCACAUUGUGGUGUCGGAAUAUGUCGCAGCUAUAUACGCGUUCGAGGCAGUUGAUGACGCUUUUUUGAUCAAAGCCAUCGGCAACGAAUCCCAAGUUUGGUCUCUUCAUGGCAACUUCGUUCAUUCGGAGGUGGUCAACCGUACUGAGAUCUCUUCGGGCCAGCUGUGGCGGUUCAGAGAGAUCAAAGCUUCCUCACCAUUAUUCCUCCCUAAGUUCACGGCAUUGUCCAACAAUCAGGUGAAGACAAACGGUUUACACAAAAUCGUCAAUAAAAGGGACGGGAAGGGCUACGAGGACGAGGACGGGCCUGUUGCCACCGCACUGUGGAAUAUUCGACCUUCCGAGUACGAGCCUGAUACGUACGAAAUCUGGAGUCAAUUAUUCAAUCUGCCAACCAAUGUCCUAUCUGAUAAUGCCGUUACACUCUUCCCGGGCCUGGCUGCCAGAUACAGCUUCAAGAGCGUUGGACGUUCCGACGCAGUGGUGAUCUGUCUUGCUGAGCGAGGCAUCUGGAGUUUAGACCCCUUAGCUGCAGUGCCAACCGUUUUUGUGAAGGAAUCAAGAGGCGACGACGAAACUUGGAGUGAGGAGGAUUUAUGGGAAUUGGUCAAGGUAGAUGAUGGGCUCGAGGACUCGAACCAGAAGUAA
Mycena indigotica is the source of this 984-nucleotide messenger RNA. RefSeq lists its product as uncharacterized. NCBI's taxonomy places the organism in Eukaryota, Fungi, Basidiomycota, Agaricomycetes, Agaricales, Mycenaceae. The transcript has 11 exons. The record is from RefSeq and is a predicted model, not a curated record. Bases 1 to 984 code for a protein of 327 amino acids.